Spea bombifrons (plains spadefoot toad) is the source of this 708-nucleotide messenger RNA. It is a transcript of the gene HDDC3, whose product is annotated as HD domain containing 3. The record is from RefSeq and is a predicted model, not a curated record. Bases 64 to 618 code for a protein of 184 amino acids. Gene Ontology annotation, molecular function: guanosine-3',5'-bis(diphosphate) 3'-diphosphatase activity. NCBI's taxonomy places the organism in Eukaryota, Metazoa, Chordata, Amphibia, Anura, Pelobatidae. The transcript has 4 exons.
CGUCACUAGAGAGCCCUCUGCGGGGUCGGAAGCAGGCUGUGCCGGUGCCGUUUGUUGAGGCGGAUGGCAAUGAUCGCAGACGUCGCUCUCAUUCUGGAAGCCACUGACUUUGCCGCUGAGAAGCACAGACAGCAGCGGAGAAAAGAUGUCGACAAAACGCCUUAUAUUAACCACCCAAUAGGUGUUGCUAGAAUAUUAUCUCGGGAAGCUGGGAUCACAGAUACAGCCGUACUGCAGGCAGCGUUGCUUCAUGACACAGUUGAAGAUACAGACACAACUUUCUUGGAGAUAGAAGAGAGGUUUGGUCUGGAGGUCCGACGAAUAGUCGAGGAGGUGACAGAUGAUAAGACGCUACCCAAGAUGGAGAGGAAACGUCAGCAGAUUGAGCACGCGCCGCACUGUAGCUACAAAGCCAAGCUGGUGAAGUUGGCUGACAAGUUAUACAACCUGAGAGACCUAAACCGCAGCACUCCAGAAGGCUGGACAAAGGAACGGGUGCAGGAAUAUUUCCAGUGGGCAUCAGAAGUGGUAAAGGGCCUUCGAGGGACAAAUGCCGUUCUGGAGAAAAGUCUGCACCAGCUGUUCAUGGAUAGGGGAAUUGCAGUAGACACUGUGUAGAUUGUGACCAUGAAUAUAUUUGAUACUUAAAGGUGCUGUGAAUUAGGGAUUUUCAACCAGCUCGAUAACAUGUUCCAGUGCUGGCUCUGU